UUUAAUAAACAUGUCACAUUUGACGGCGAUCGGGCGUUUGUGUAGUAUACAGUAAUCUUAAUUUUCCGUUCAGUUCGGGACAAGUCAAGUUUUAGCCUGCACAAACCAACUCGCCGGAGCUUCUGUUCCGCGGGCAAUUUCCGAGCCCGCCUCGAUCGAACACUAUCGAGUUGCUCAAUAGAAAAAUUGAAUGGAGAAUAGGGAGGACUUAAGGUCAAUCCUCCCCUACUUGCCACUGCUUCAACGAUCAUCCUCACUCUUCUGGCCACCGCCCGUCGUCGAAGCCCUCAAAGCGCUCUCGCAAGGCCCUAGGCACAGCAAUGUUGACUCCGGAGAAGUCCUUUUCCUUGCGAUUUCCGACAUCCGGAACUCCCUCUCCCUCCCAGCAUCUUCCCUCGCCGCCUCCGCUUCCGACGGCUAUUCAAUCUUCUUCGAUGACUUGAUUCCUAGGGCUGAAGCUUCGAAAUGGUUCGAAGAUGUGGUGCCGGGAUUGGCGAAUUUGCUUUUGAGAUUUCCUUCACUGCUGGAGACUCACUAUCAGAAAGCUGAUGGCGGCGUUGUCACCGGAGUCAAUACCGGGCUUCGUUUACUGGAAUCACAAGAGUCUGGAGUUGUGUUUCUCAGUCAGGAAUUGAUUGGUGCUCUUCUUGCUUGUGCCUUCUUUUGCUUGUUUCCAACAAGUUCUAGAGGUGCCAAACAUCUCCCAAUGAUCAACUUUGAUCGCAUGUUUGCGUAUCUAUAUGAUGAUUAUGAUGAGAAACUUGAACAUAAAUUAAGGUGCAUUGUACACUAUUUUGGGAGGAUAUGCUCAUCGACACCAAUGGGCAAUGUCUCGUUUGAGCGUAAAGUUCUUCCAAUGGAGUCUGAUCCCUUCUGCAUAUCUUAUCCUGAACCAAGUUUUUGGAGUGAAUCUACUGUUUCACUAUGCCCUUUUGAGGUUUUUAAAUCAGGCUUAAUUGAAGAUCAAUCUAGUGAGGCUCUUGAAGUGGAUUUUGCAAACAAGUAUAUAGGAGGUGGUGCUCUUAGUAGAGGUUGUGUCCAGGAAGAGAUUCGCUUCAUGAUCAAUCCAGAGCUAAUCUCUGGUAUGCUUUUCUUGCCUGCAAUGUCAGACAAUGAGGCUAUAGAAAUUGUUGGUACUGAAAGAUUUUCAAAUUAUACAGGAUAUGCUUCUUCGUUCCGGUUUUGUGGCAACUAUGUGGACGAAAAGUGCAUUGAUCAUCUUGGAAGGCGUAAGAGGAGGAUUACUGCAAUAGAUGCAUUAUGUAGCCCCGGAAAGAGACAAUACAAACUUGAAUGUCUUCUCCGGGAGAUGAACAAGGCAUUCUGUGGCUUCUCUGAUCAAAUUAACCUUCAUCACCAUCAACAAUUUUGUCAAGCUGGUUCACUGUUUGAAUGUCAGAAUGGUUGUGGUGAUAAAGACUCAAGUGAAAGGUCCAUAGAUAAUCUCUCGUCUCCUGAACACCCAUCAACUUCACUUCAAGCAAUGGAAGGAAAUUCUGGCAACCUGCUGAAAAGAAACCAUAAGAAUGAAAAUUCUCAGGUUUUGGGAACUCGAAAUGAAAUUGGAAUUGUAACGGGUAAUUGGGGCUGUGGUGCUUUCGGUGGGGAUCCUGAACUGAAAGCAAUGAUACAAUGGCUUGCUGCAUCUCAGGCACUGAGACCUUUUAUCUCGUAUUACACAUUUGAUUUGGAACCACUGCAGUUGCUAGAUCAGGUGGUGCAAUGGAUCAUAUCCCAUGAGUGGACCGUCGGGGAUCUUUGGAAUAUGUUGGUGGAUCACUCAUCGCGGAGAUUAAGCGGAGAAACCUCUCUUAGCUUCUUCAAUUGGCUACUUCCAUCACUGCACUCGCCUGAGGCCAUGGAGUUGGACAACGCUAGUACACCUUAAUCUCCUUUAAGUACAUUGUGCUGUUACAUAAUCUUUGUAUAAACUUCACCAAUUGAUUUUGUUUAAUUUUAAUGAGUUUAAAAAUUAGUGUUGCGAGUCAUGUUACUUUGUGCAUUGAAUAUACUUGCUGAAAGUUCAAACUAGAGAAGGGUCUGUGCA
Ipomoea nil (Japanese morning glory) is the source of this 2047-nucleotide messenger RNA. Its product is annotated as poly(ADP-ribose) glycohydrolase 1. The record is from RefSeq and is a predicted model, not a curated record. Gene Ontology annotation, molecular function: poly(ADP-ribose) glycohydrolase activity. Gene Ontology annotation, cellular component: nucleus; cytoplasm. Gene Ontology annotation, biological process: regulation of DNA repair; nucleotide-sugar metabolic process; ATP generation from poly-ADP-D-ribose. The transcript is spliced from 11 exons. Bases 191 to 1888 code for a protein of 565 amino acids. NCBI's taxonomy places the organism in Eukaryota, Viridiplantae, Streptophyta, Magnoliopsida, Solanales, Convolvulaceae.